CGAUUUCCGAGCACUAAGCUGUGUUGCUAUAAAUUGGCCACCAGUUUAACUGAAACCAACUUCCUGCAUGAUGCUGACUUUGGUUGGCUGAGAAGCGAAGCGCCCUUCACUGAUAACAUUCAAAUAACUGCACUGAUAAGGGUCGGGUGGGCAACGCCAACGUCGCAGUUUACCGCUAUGGCGGAAGAUAAGCAAGAUUCCCUUCCAGCCUCUGGCGGGUCCUGCUCCUUAUCGAGUUCGGAGAAGACAUAUUCUGACGGAACCGAUGCAGGGGCUGAAGGUGUCGUCUCUGCUAAGCUUAAUGAUAAUUACUACCCAAGAAGGUAUAAGAAGAUGCAGUGCAUCAUCUUCAACAUAAGGAAAUUCUACCACCUGAACGAGGAGGAAAUCGAGAACACAGAAGACGUGCAACGUUUAAAGCUCACCUUGGAGUCUAUUGGCUUCAUCUGUACUUACUACGAGAAUAAGGAAGCGUGGGAGUUGUAUGAUAUUCUCCAGAAAUUGGCAAAAAGUAAUGACGACCUCGCGCAAACGGACGGCUUCCUUUGUUGGAUUAUUACCCAUGGCGACGAACAUACUCUGCACGCGAGUGACAGAGCACUCGAGUUGGAUUCUAUCUUAAAGCCAUUCGCCGGUGACAAAUGCCCAGGACUAUUUGGAAAACCAAAGCUAUUUUUUGUCCAGGCCAUGAACAAGACUUCCAAGUCCAUCUGUGUAGCAGAUGCCUAUGGGGGUCCCGCGUCAGAGCCUGACAUUCCAUGCAGGAUCCCCGCAAUGGCCGAUUUCUACUUGGCCUUCUCUUCUGCUCCAGGCUUCUUUGAAAGCGGGGAUGAGGAAGAUCUCUCCCACUUCGUCAAGAUGGUCACUAAAGUGUUGAAGGAACAUGUUCCCCAGGACCCUGUGCAAGUGGACCUGUCCUCUCUAAUGGCUCGCAUCGUUGACGAAACUCGUGGAUAUUUCGUGGGCGCAAAAGGCCGCUCAGGCCUUCUCUGCUACCAACUUCCCUGUGCCAUGUCAACACUUACUCGUCAUGUCACUUUUUCCAAGCUGCGAUAAUAAUUCUUCUGGGUCAAUAAAUAUUUUUCUCGGCAA
This is a messenger RNA of Ornithodoros turicata, 1092 nucleotides long. RefSeq names its product caspase-3-like. Bases 178 to 1056 code for a protein of 292 amino acids. Lineage: Eukaryota; Metazoa; Arthropoda; Arachnida; Ixodida; Argasidae. The record is from RefSeq and is a predicted model, not a curated record. The transcript has 7 exons. Gene Ontology annotation, molecular function: cysteine-type endopeptidase activity. Gene Ontology annotation, biological process: proteolysis.